Molecule: messenger RNA, 1017 nt
Organism: Candida albicans SC5314
Lineage: Eukaryota; Fungi; Ascomycota; Pichiomycetes; Serinales; Debaryomycetaceae
Exons: 1
Coding region: 1-1017 (338 amino acids)
Source: RefSeq, a predicted model, not a curated record
AUGUCGAAACAGAACAUAGACAAGAGUACUGAACACCUGGCAGGGGAAAAUGCAUUAUCUGAAAAGAAUCAUACUAUAGAAAGCAAUAAAAAUAAUAUUGAUAGUGAAGAGGAUGACGAAGAGGACGAGGAUUAUGAUCCCGAAAAGAAAAACGAAGCCGAAAAUGAAGGUGGCGUCUCCAGCGAUGAGGAAGAAGACAAUGAUCAAUAUAAAGAUGGAAAAACAUCCAAAAUACCCGACUAUUCUACAAUUGAGUCAAGUACAUCACAAGUUAAAACUAGAUCUCAAAGACUUCAUGAAAAACUACUGAAUCAGUCUAGAUUUAUUGGAAAUUUUGAAGUUGAUUCGAAAACAGGACUUGUCAAGGAUCAGUCGAAUAUCGAUGUUAAUUCAAUAUUUGAAAAUUUGAAAAAUGGGAGUCCUAGUAUAGACAAUCUGGAAGAACUAAAUAUUGACAGUGAAAAAACCGCAAAUAGUCAACAGCAACAGAAACAGCAGUCGAACAUAGAGGAAAAUGAACUACAGGGCCCGAAACAAAUCAAAAUUCAAAUCAAUUAUACAUUUGCUGGAAAGCUAAUAACAGAGACAAAAUAUGUUGAUGAAAACUCACAAGAAGCCAAGGCGUAUUUAAACUCGACAAGUAACAUUUCUUCUAGCAAUUCGAACGAGGAUAUCCCAUAUAGACGAUCUCAAGUCAAGGUUAUUAGGACUGACCCCGUAACUAAUGAAACGAAGGAGCUACGUAUCAAACUUAAACGACCAUCUUUGAUUGAUAGGUUUUUAUCUAUAAAUGGUAAUAGCAAAAAAAUGAAGUUGUCUACUCUAGAAAAAUCACGGUUAGAUUGGGCCAGUUUUGUUGAUAAGAGGAAUAUUAAUGAGGAAUUGAAAAUACAUAAUAAGGCUGGUUACUUGGAUAAACAGGAUUUUAUAAACAGAAUGAAUUCCAAGCGGGACGAUUUAUACUUGCAAGCUAAAGAGAAAGAAAAAAUACGAAAACAACAAUUAUUACAGAAGUGA